AUGCUAGGCAUAGCACAAAAUGCGGGGAGCAAGGUGACUUCAGCAGUCACCAACACUGCUCACCACAUUGAGGGUGAGCUGAGCCUCUUUACCAUGUCUGACAACAAAAUUUUGGAGCUCAUUUAUGCAACCCAUGUUCAUGAGGACGACUCGUUUGAUGUCGACUCUCUUUUCUUGGUCACUGAAAACAUCAUCAAGCGUUCAACUCAGAACGUUGAUAGCAUUGUGCAGGGCACCCAAGUUCACGUUGACACCAUAGAUGAGAAGCCCCCCAAAGCCAGCUUCAGCUCCCCAUUGUGCACUCUUAAGUCCAUUGGCUGCGAGAUGUCAUGCAAGCCUCCAGGUGAAGAGAUUUCCCACAAAUCAACACUAGCAAUACUUAACAAGGUUUCAAACUAUUCAUGGGAAUCCAAGGCAGUGCUGGCCCUUGCAGCCUUUGCUUUGGAAUAUGGAGAGUUCUGGCUGCUUGCCAAGAUUCAUCAAUCUGACCUCCUUGCCAAGUCUCUGGCAAUCCUUAAGCGGGUGCCGGUGCUUCUGAAGCCUGCGGAUCUCCAGAAGCGCAGGCAAGCGGUUAUGGAGCUCAACGUUCUGAUCAAGACCACAUUGCAAGUGAUUGAGUGUAUCUUUGAGCUGGAGAAGCUUUCUACUUAUGAUCCGAAGGAUGUGCCAGCACUGGCAGUUGCAAUGGAUCAUAUCCCUGUGGAUGUCUAUUGGUCUAUCAUAACUAUUGUAGCUUGUGCCACUAAGAUCACCCUUCUCACUAGUGAUGAGGAGAAACACUAUGACCUAUCCCAAUUUGCUCAAAAAAUCCACUACAUCCUUAACAAGCUUAAGAUACAAUUGUUGAUCUGCAAAAAACAAAUUGAGGACGCAGAAGCUUACCGGAGGAUAAGGAAAAUCUUUCGAACUCCUACUGAAAUCAAGGAGGUUUUCAAGGCCCUGAUCUUUAGCAAAGACAAUGUUCAGCCACUGAUUGAUGGUUCUACUAAACAAACGGUUGAUAUCGACAUCCUGAGGAAGAAAAACAUACUACUAUUCCUUUCAAGCCUAGAAAUCACUAAUGAUGACAUUUCUAUCCUCAAACCCAUUUAUGAGUUCACUAAGAAAGAGGACCAGCAUAAGAUUGUGUGGAUUCCAAUCGUCGAGCAGUGGACCGAUGAGCUGCAAAAGAAGUUCGAGACCCUGAGGAUCAAGAUGCCGUGGUACACAGUGCAGAUCUCUGCACCCAUAGCUGGUAUCAGGUUCAUCAAGGAGGAGUGGAACUUCAAGGGUAAGCCUACAUUGGUGGUGAUGAGCCCACAAGGAAAGGUUGAACAUUCCAACGCAUUCCACAUGAUUCGGAAAGAGGAUGAGUACAUUUUCUUCUAUGGAGGCAAAGACAAAGAGUGGAUGAAACAAUUCAAAGAGAAAGCAACUGCUCUUGCAAAUGAUCUCAUCUUGAAGGAAGCAAAGAUUAACAUAAAGUUGUUUUGUGUGGGGAAAGACAGCAAGGGAGAAGAUGACUUUGGCAUUCUAUGGCGCUUCUGGACCGGAAUAGAAAGCCUGUUCCACACCAAGAUACACAAGCAGGCCGACUCAGCCACACUAGAUAUCCAAAAGCUACUUUCUUACAAAAAUGAAAAGGACUUUGACAAAUGGAAGGGACAAGUGAGAGAGAAAGGCUUUGAGUUUUGUUUCACAACAUACUAUGCGAAGAUGGGCUUUACACCUUGCUGCCGCCUUGAUAUUCCAGGCUCUACCGGGAAGGUCCCGGACACAAUGAAAUGUCCCGAUUGCAACCGUAGCAUGGAGACGUUUAUCAGUUACAAGUGCUGCCACAUUGAUGCUCCUAAUGUGCAUCAUUAA
This is a messenger RNA of Prunus armeniaca (apricot), 1845 nucleotides long. The record is from the annotation of a GenBank genome assembly. NCBI's taxonomy places the organism in Eukaryota, Viridiplantae, Streptophyta, Magnoliopsida, Rosales, Rosaceae.